Poecilia reticulata (guppy) is the source of this 8584-nucleotide messenger RNA. It is a transcript of the gene lrp8, whose product is annotated as low density lipoprotein receptor-related protein 8, apolipoprotein e receptor. Gene Ontology annotation, molecular function: protein binding; hormone binding; calcium ion binding. Lineage: Eukaryota; Metazoa; Chordata; Actinopteri; Cyprinodontiformes; Poeciliidae. Gene Ontology annotation, cellular component: plasma membrane; signaling receptor complex; apical plasma membrane. The record is from RefSeq and is a predicted model, not a curated record. Gene Ontology annotation, biological process: receptor-mediated endocytosis.
CCCGAGCUGAGCCGCAGAGAGGAAGGAGCACAGAGCCGCCGCAGACGGGCUGGAGCUGGAGAUCACCUCACUUUGCAUGAUCACAUCCGCAGAUCGUCCAGGAUCUAAAGAUGUGGACCGGCGUCGGAAAGCUUGUGCUUCUACAUUUGUUACUCAUGGAGCUCAGCGGCCACGCUAAAGGAACUCAUACCGAGUCAGAGUGUGAAAUAGGGCAGUUUCAGUGCAAGAGCGGAGUGUGCAUCCCAAGCCUCUGGAGAUGUGAUGAUGACAAUGACUGUUCAGACAGCAGCGAUGAGGAGAACUGUCCAAAGAAGACAUGUGCGACCACUGACUUUGCCUGUAAGAACGGACAAUGCCUGCCUGCUAGGUGGCGCUGCGACGGAGAACCAGAGUGUGCAGAUGGUUCGGAUGAGGCUGAUGCAAUCUGCAGCCGACAGACUUGUCCUCCGGAGAAGUUUGAUUGUGGAGGGGUGGCCAGCAAAUGUGUUUCGCUAUCGUGGCGAUGUGACGGAGAGAGGGACUGUGAAAACGGAGCAGAUGAGGAGGAGUGUCCUGCAGAUGAAAAGGCCUGCCCCUCCAAAGAUUUCCAGUGCCGUAACGGAAAGUGUGUGGCACCCAUCUUUGUCUGCGACGGUGACGACGACUGUGGGGACGCCAGCGACGAGGACAAGUGCUCUUCCCCCACCUGUGGCCAGCACGAGUUCCGUUGCAAUGACUCUGAAUGCAUCCCCGCCCUGUGGAGCUGCGAUGGCGACCCAGACUGCAAAGACAAGUCGGACGAGUCCAUGGAGCGCUGCAGCCGCAGGACGGAGCCCCAGAAACCCGGCUGCCCGGGCGAGUUCCAGUGCGGCAGUGGAGAGUGCGUUCACAUGCACUGGAAGUGUGACGGCGAUGCAGACUGCAAAGAUAAAUCGGAUGAAGCAAACUGUCCGCUGCUUACAUGUCGACCUGAUGAGUUCCAGUGUGGCGAUGGCUCCUGUAUCCAUGGCACCAAACAGUGUAAUAAAGUCCACGACUGCCCGGAUUACAGCGACGAGGCUGGCUGUGUAAAUGUUACAAAGUGUGACGGACCAAAAAAGUUCCGCUGCAAGAACGGAGAGUGUAUCGACAGCAGCAAGGUGUGCGACAAUGUAAAAGACUGCAAAGACUGGUCUGAUGAGCCAGUGAAAGAGUGUGGCCUGAACGAGUGUGCAGACAACAAUGGCGGGUGCUCCCACAUCUGCAGAGACCGGAGAAUUGGUUAUGAGUGUGACUGCCCCUCCGGGUACAAACUCCUGGACAAAAAGACUUGUGGAGACAUAGAUGAGUGUGAGAACCCAGAUGCCUGCAGUCAGAUCUGCAUCAAUUACAAAGGGGAUUAUAAAUGUGAGUGCUAUGAAGGCUACGAGAUGGACCCUGCCUCAAAGACCUGCAAAGCUGUGGGAAAGAGUCCUUGCCUGAUGUUCACUAAUCGUCAUGAAAUCCGUCGGAUUGACCUGCUGAAGAGCGAAUACACACAGGUGGUUCCCACCCUGAAGAACGCUGUGGCCCUGGAUGUGGACGUUUCCACUAACAAGAUGUUCUGGUGUGAUCUGUAUCAUCGCAAAAUAUACAGUGCAUACAUCAACAAGGCCAGCGACUCUUCGCAACAGGUGACGUUGGUCGACUCACUCCACUCGCCGGAGGGCCUGGCUGUGGAUUGGGUCCAUAAAAACAUCUACUGGACAGAUUCUGGCAAUAAGAGCAUCUCUGUUGCAACGGGAGAUGGCAGGAAGAAGAAAGUGCUAAUAGCCACGGAGCUCAGUGAGCCACGGGCCAUUGCAGUGGAUCCUCACCAAGGUUUCAUGUACUGGUCAGACUGGGGAGAUCAGGCCAAAAUAGAGAAAGCUGGAAUGAAUGGAGUGGACCGUCAAAUUCUGGUGUCUGACCACAUUGAGUGGCCCAAUGGAAUCAGUCUGGAUUUGUCCAACAGACGUCUUUACUGGGUGGACUCCAAGCUGCACCUGCUGUCCAGCGUGGAUCUGAACGGAGACAACCGCAAAGUCCUGCUGUCCUCCCAUCACCACCUUGGACAUCCAUUCGCCCUCACCGUGUUUGAGGAUCGUGUCUUCUGGACGGACUUGGAGGAUGAAGCCAUUUACAGCGCAAACCGGCUGACGGGUCUCGAUGUGGCGAAAGUAGCAGAAGAUCUUAACAACCCGCUGGACCUUGUUGUGUUUCAUGAACAGAGGCAGCCCAAAGCCCCUGACACCUGCAACAUGGGCAGCCUACCAAACGGCGGCUGUGAGUAUCUCUGUCUAAAGGCUCCUCAGAUCACAGAUCAUUCUCCAAAGUACACCUGCGCCUGUCCUGAUGGGAUGGAGCUCGGACCAGACAUGAGGCGCUGCGCUGUAGUGCGAAUCAGGACAACCACCACAGUUGCCCCAACCACCACAACCACCACGACAGCAACUACAACAACAGCCACGACAACUACGACCACCAGCCCUGCCACCAGCACUACCACCGUGACUCCCACCACAACAAGCACUACCACUUCUGCUGCCACCCCAGCGAGGACCACAACCAGGCACCACAUGACACCAAAGCCCCCUCAGACCUCCAGAAGCAGCAGGAUCACCCAGCCACCUGUGACACAAGCCGCCACAAGCACAGAAACUACCAGUUUGAGCAGCACCAGCCAGACGUCCACACAAACGCCCUUACUGGGCCCAGUGGCACCAGACAGCAUUCAGAGAGAGACCAAUGCUAACCUCUCCCAUAGAGCUGCAAGUGAUCACUACCUCAUAGGUAACAACAUCACAGUUGCCGUUUUGGGAAUAGUCAUUCCGAUUGUCCCUAUCCUUGCCACAGUGGUCAUUGGAUUGCUCUGCACCGGCGGCUACCUGGUUUGGCGCAACUGGCGACGCAAGAACACCAAGAGCAUGAACUUCGACAACCCCGUGUACCGCAAGACCACGGAGGACGACGACGAUGAGAUUCACAUCGGCCGGCACAGCGACUCCAUCGGUCACGUCUACCCGCCACGCGUGGCACUCAGUCUGGAGGAUGAUGGCUAUCCCUGAUGAGGGGGGGAUGCAGCCUGCUCACCCCCCUCCCCUUCAGUCCCUUCCUAUCCCUUCUCUCAGCACAGCCUCCRCACCACUACAAUGAGGCCAGUACAACGCAGAGGGGAAUGAGAUGGAGUCCACAUUUUGCCUCCCCCUUUUUAAGUAGCAAGGAUAACUUGCACAUCUCUUCUCCUUCUUUCUGACUAUUACUACUAGGUACUACCACUUUCAUUAGUGUCAGUUUAGUAGCCUCUGCUCCACUCCUCUCUUCCUCUUCUGCUGCUUCCUAACAGUAGUGGCGUGUGAAAAUGCUGCUAGAUGAUAUCCUUCACACUAACCUCAUUUGAAAAUUGAAGGCAAAGGCCGGUCACCAGAAGUGGGGGGGGGAUGCCUCAUGUUUUGACUGUUUUAUUUAUUUAUGCGUUUUAAAUAUGUAAUCCGCAUCUGUCAGUGUGUAGUCCUAAAGGCGAGAUUACUUGAUCAAGUUUGCACAGUGCAGCAGAAGUCAAGGAUGUCAUAUUUCCUCUGGUUUCCUUAACUUUACAAGUUCACAAGCCUUUUUUAAACUUUGAAAAUAAAAGGCCAUCUAUUAUUUGUACACUUGACAUGUUGCGAUGCUAAACAUAGUUGAGGGGACAGGAGAAAAGAAAAAAGGGAUGAGGCUGUCUGGAUGUUUAGAGGUGGUUUUGGGGUGAAAUAGUGGUGGAGGCAGUUUUUCUUUCUGGCUGAUUUGUGCCUCCAGAAGGUUGUGCCCCAAGGUAAAAAGCAGCAAGGCAGACAGGACAAUGGAUUGUGGGUAAUCCCCCUCUUUGUGUCAGAGGUAUGCACAGAGUCAAUAACGAGCUUGACUUGGCUGAUUAGCUGUGAUGGCUAGAGUUCAUAUAUUUCUUACAUUUUUCUGUUUGUGUUCCUUCUAGUAUUUUACUUCCUGUGACUGCCUUGGAUGUGAAUAUAGAGCUGCUACUCAGAAGCAAUUAUGCACAAAAGACGUCAUUAAUAUUUUAAGAUUUUAAAAGAAUGUCCUGCUUUUCUAUGUUAUGAUUUCUAGUGGUGUAAUUGUACAGGGAAAGACAUGUUUGAAGUUCAUAUUUCUGUAUUUAUCUUCCAUUCAGGCGCAGAUUAAUUUCUUUUCCCCCAGUUUAACUUGCCUCAUCUUAAAGUCGACGUAUUAUAACAGUUAGUGCUGAACUUCAUUGACCCCAUUUCCGUGACUUCCCGGCACUUUUCCCAGUACUAUUCGUGGUGUAGCUACCUUCCUGUUCGUGCAACUGGAUGAGGUGAUGCAGAAAAACAGCCCACGUUUGAAAGACAUCAGUCGCUGCCGUCGCCGAGCGUUCGCUCUGGUUUUGUGUGAGCAGAUCAGUAGCACAUCAUGCUUGGCUGAUCCUGGCACACUGAUUUUAUUUUAGAGAUGGAUAGGGAAGAAAUGUGUGAGCCGGCGUAAAGAGCCGAUCUUCCGUUGACUCGCCUCAAACGUGCUUCCAGCCCAUUGAAUCAGAUGGAGUUUAUGCCCACUGAAAACAGUAAUAAUUGCUCAUUUCAUGUUCCAGUUGUAAAUAACUGCAGGCUAUAAUUAUGGAAAUGGAAAAAAUAGCUGUUACAAUAAGCAACUCACUUACUCUGGACAUCAUUCAAUCAUUUGAUUCAAAGCAUUAAAGAUUUGUCUUCCACACCAAUUGUUGAAAAAAAAUCUAAAUGUUUCAAAUGUGAAGCAGCAAAAACUUGUUUGAAUGGAACAACCUGCAAAAAAUGACACACGGUCUUCCUGUGCUUGCUUACAGUACCGUAGACUGAUGCCAUGAAUUCAUUGAACUGUCAUAAAAAACGGUUACUAUUCAGGGAUUUUUGUGGUUUUCCUUUUUUUUUUUUUUAUUUUUGUUUGAGUUUUAAAUAGCUGAAAGAAAGACAAGUUAAACAGAAAAAUCUCUGUAGAGUUUAUUUACCUGAAUUCCAGCAGUGCUGUGACAUUCUGUCACUCUCUUCCUUAGAAGGAUUUUGCUCAUUCCUGUCCAACUGGUUGAUUAUUUGACCAUUCUUAUCUGUAAGACAGGUGGAGUUUAAUUGGUUGGUUUUCUGGCACAGACCUGACACCCCUAUUGAUGGUGUGGUGGGUUAUUUUUAGUAAUUGAGACAGGAAUUUUAGACAAAACAGUUUUGAAAACUCACUUCCAAAUUGUCCAUUUCAUUGUCAAUGAGCCUACUUCCAAUGCACUUAACCCUGCAAUACAUACUUAUAGGUAACAAAAGUUACAAGUGUUCAGCUGUGGCUAACUCCAGACAGCUAAUCUUGCCUCUUCUACACUCACACAGUUGCACCAUAAUAGUUUUUUUCUUUAAUUGUAGACACUAGCUCAGCAAAUUUAACCAAACCAUUCUGUUCAGCCACAUAAAAUCAUAAUAAUAAUAAUAAUCAUUGUAUGCUAACUUUGUUUCUGCUGGACAUUAAUAUCUAAAUACAUAGAAUUUAUUACAACUAGUGUUUGGGUUUUUACGUUUAUUUUUUGAUGAACUACAGUUAUGGUUUGAAAGAGUGGACAGAGCUUAUUCCAUGUGCUAUGUGCUGCAUCUUCAUCUUCUUGAAAUGCCGUAGUGAAUUGUUUCAGCUCAUUGAUUUUCUAGGAUAUAAGGACUAUUUGAAGGUUCCAAACUCCUGGGUCCUCCCUACGUAGAUCUGAGAAGAAUGGUCAAAUAUAACCAGAUUUGCUAUUGCUGCUGCUUAUCCAUGUUUACUAUAAGGAAGCGUCUAAUUGGAAAUGGUGUUAUUGUGGCCUGUACAUGAUCUUAUUCUCCAAAUGCUUAAAGUGAACAGCAACUUUAAGAGGAGAAAAGCCCCAGGUCAGAGAUCUUUGUAAUUUCUAAGACCGAAUUGGUCUCAGACUCUGCUGACAGGACCCUACGCUGAGUCAGCUCUGUCCUUUCUGUCCAUGUUCGCCUCAGGACUAAUGCAGUUCCAUGCAGAGAAUUUGCAGUUAGGAGGAUAAAUUGCUUAUUUAUUUAGCUGCCUGAGCGUGACAUUGUGGGAAAGUUAUUAUUGCUACAGUGCAAAAGACAGAUUGGCUGGUCCACUUUGUGGUCACCUCCAAUCGAGCCGUCUACUCUGAAGGACACGAUAAAAGUCCAGUCUCCAGCUUUGGCUGCUCAUUUUAUCAGGUAGUAAUGUGGACGUAUAGGUCAACCUGUGACCUUUGACACACCAUUCUAUACAUACAUAUGGGGACCAUUAGAGCAAAUCAGUGCUCAAAUUCCAACAUUAUUCAUAAUUUCACUGUCUGGCCAGCCCAUAAACAGAAGGCAAAGGUUAUAAGGAUAAUUUGUGCUUAUAUGCUGUGAGAGUUGAUUCAGUUAUUGUAAUGUAGCUACAAUGUCACAUGGGUAAUUCAGUUUUGGUUAGUGUUUUUUAGGGGAUUAUUCCAUUGUGUUUAGUGCAACCACAGUGUUCAGCUGCUUUGAGAACCAGGUUGAUAUCUUGUGUUAAGAAACUUGAAAUAUACAGAGCAAGCAGCUUUUUUGUGCAACCCAGAUUGGUUUUGAUCAUUUGUAUUCAUGUCAGUAGAACGUCUUGUUUUACUUCGUAGACGAUUCAAUCUGGGCUCUAAGAAAUUUCAUUUUGAUUGUAAAGGUGUGGGGGGGGGGAGGGGAGCAAAUUCCUAUUUGCUGCUCCAGAUGGUUUCUAGGUGACAGGGUAUCCAAGAAUAAAAGCCAGGUCUUCACCAUGUCRAAUAAAUAUUGUAUGUACCUCCUCGGUAAAAACUACUAAUAUUAAUAUUUAACUUUUAAUUUAAACACAUAAAUUUGUAAUUUAUUUUUAACAACUUGUAAUGCAUUUACUUUGCUUUUUUAAAAAAUAGGUCACCUGAAUUUCUGUUUAAAACCACUGGUGGUUUAUUUAUUAUGCGUGUUGUUAUCUCAUCACACUAACUACUAACUUCCCUUAUGACUAAACUUAGAAGUGUGCUACAGGGUUCACACCUAUCUUGACUUCUCCUACUACCUUAAAAUUUUUUGAGUGCUUUUGAAUAUCGCUCCUCUUCUUCAUGUCUCAUGCAAUGGCAACAAUCUUUCUUUUCCUUAUCAUACUAGUGAAUUUACAGUUUCCAGCUUGGAAACGGGGGAUUGUUCCACCCAUCUUCAUCUCAGUCAUAUGUUCUCCAACAAGGGCUCUCAGUCUUUUUGUUAACAGAAUACACUGGAAGGUUAAAAGCACUGGAAGGAAUAACACCGAAACCCCACAAAUAACUUGGAAAAGCUUCAGAGCUGAAAAUAAAACUUCUUUCCUGAAUAAAAACCUGCAGACCACCAAACAAUCAGCCAGAAGAAGAAGCAGCCUUCGCUCCAGCUACAAUUUAGAACCGUGGAAGGAAAUUCACUCCACUUGGCUGGCAUUUAGCUCUCGUUGACCCUGUUGUUGACUUUUUCCUUAAUCCACCGCUUCCUCUUUUUAUUAUGUGGGGUUUUUGGGCUGUGACUCCUCAACGUUUCAGUUCAUUCCUACUUGUCAUAUUUGAUCUACUUGAUGUUUGAUUACUUGAAGGGAAGCGUUCUGUUGACUGCGUUUUUCUACCAGCCAGCAUUCAAUGAAAGUUUGCGGGCAAGAAGGUUGUGGCAUCCGUUUCGUUUUGAUAUAAAUCAUUGCAGACACCUUUUUGUCUGGACAGUCUAUGUGUUGAAAAGAAAUUCUCCUGCUUUUGUAAGAAGCACCCACCUGUAUUUUUUUCUGAAAAUUGUCGUCGCCUGCAAGGAAAUGUAAAAGAAAAUUCAGCGUCCAUUCCACAUGACAGGCAUUUUUUAAACGCUGUUUGUUGCACAAAACUUUUCAAGAAGCCUUCUGCACUGUGUAAAGAGGUUACAUUCUUAGUAGAGGGGGAGGAAAUAAAGGGGUUGUGGGUGGGGUGGUGCUGGGGUCUGGCAGUUACAGACCAAUGGUUUUGAAUCAUGAAGUGUAAAUAAUACGUUUUCAUAAAGCAAAAAAUUAAAAAAAAAAAAAAAAUCCUUUUUGAUAAUGUUUUAAAUGUAUCUGUAAAAAAGGUGUAAAUAAACUUUUGGGGUUAAAAAGGAGUGUAGACUAUAUAUAAAUUUAUUUGUACACAUGAGCACUGGGUUUCUUUAAUAUUUGAUUAUAACUAAAAAUUAAUAAUCUGCCAAAGUGUUUUUAAUUUUUCUCCUGUCUGUUCCAUUUGUUUUAUUUCACCUUUUAACAGCGGACUGUAGUAUUUAAUUCUCUGUAAUUUAAUUUUGUUGUAUGUUUUUUUUUUUUUUUUAAUGAGAAGGGGGUUAUUUUAAUUUAUUGGUGCCUUGUUUUGUGCUCCUGUAUACUUUCACUCUUUCCGUUUCUCAGUGUUGUGUGUCUGUGGGAGUUUCAGGGGGGAUUAACUUGCAGGUCGGGGGAGGGAGGGGGGUCCAGUGGGUGGGUGGUUAAAAUCUUUAGCAACUUCUGUACUUACAUGGAAUCUCUGUACUUUAUGCCAAAAUGGUCUCACUCACGUUUCUAUGAAAUCAAGCUGUUGAUAAAUCACUAUAUAUUGAUAUAUUAAAUUUAUAAAAACUGUCUAAACUUU